Molecule: messenger RNA, 11364 nt
Organism: Vicia villosa (hairy vetch)
Lineage: Eukaryota; Viridiplantae; Streptophyta; Magnoliopsida; Fabales; Fabaceae
Exons: 3
Coding region: 8954-11359 (801 amino acids)
Source: RefSeq, a predicted model, not a curated record
AAGGGAAAUUGGUCUAGUUUUUUUCCUUAGCACAGACCAAGAAAGUGAGAACAAAGAAUUCCCAUACAAUUUUCCUUCAGAAUAAAACGCUCUCUCUUCUAUCUGUGUUCCAAACCCUAGCCGCCGCUACCUCUCUCCUCUUUUCCAAAACAAAUAACUAACACCAUUUUCUUGCUCAUCAUCGCAUGGCCGUCAUAAUAAACCGUUUAGAUUCUUCGUUCGAAGAACAUCACUGUCUUUCUUCGCAUUCUCCAUCUUCCUUCGUAUGUCUCUAAUGCGUUACUAUGUUUUGGGUCAUUGCUGGUUUUGAUGUUAACAUACUUGUUCUAAAUCUUAACUUUUAUUUAUCCAUGCUGAAAUUUCUUUUUAAAAAAUUUCUAGAUUUCUGAAAAUCACUAAUUUUUACUUUGUUACAUUUGGGUGGUUAAAAUCAUUUUAUUAGCCUCUAACUUUAUUUCAAUUCGAAAUAUUAAAUCCUUAGACUUCAAAUAUUUUGUUGGGUGGAAUUUGAUUUUAGAAUCAAAGAUGUUGCAAAACAUAUGGAUUUGUAUUUACGCAAAAGAAUACUUAUUAUUUUAACUUUGGAAACAUAGAAACCUAAACAGCAUGUUUUUAAUUUGGUUAGAGUUGGAAAUUAAAUAAGAAAUUUGGUUAUAUUAUUGGGAAUUAAUAUUUUUCGGUGGGUUUUUAAGGUUAAAGGAUUUUUAAUAGAAUAUGUAAAAAAAAAGAAUUCUAAAAUAGAAAUUAUUUUCUUCAAUUUGAAAUUAAAUGAUGACGUUUUAAUUUCUUAACGAUUCUUAAGAUUAAUAUGACUUGGAAAUAGCACGAUUCUUACUUCUUAGAAGUGUUAUAGUAGACCAUUAGAAGUGUUACAGUAGACCAAGUAGCAGUUCUCAUUCCUUAGUGUUUCUUUGCUCCACCUUAACCACUUCUAAUUUCAAAUCAAAAACCUAAUCCAUUCAACAAAUGUUUGUCGGUGCUGGUGGAGCCAUAGCUCAUCCACCUCCAGAAUGUCCAACCCUAGAUUUCUCUGAGCAAGUCUACAUCUCAUCCCUCCCUCUUCUCAAGAUGCUUAAACACGGCAAAGUUUCUUUUUUUAGCCUAAUCAAAUCACGGUCUAUCCAAUUUUCAAAAUUAAGGUUUCAUGAAUUCGUUUUAAUUUUGUUAUAUCUUGAAUAUAAUAGGUAGGGUUGGUGCUCCCAUGUUGGUUAUGGGUUUGAUGCUUGGAGAAUUCGUGGAUGAGUACACCGUCUGUGUGGUUCAUAGGUUCAUAGUUUGCAAUGCCACAGAGUGGAACUGGUGUAAGUGUUGGUGUUAGUGUUGAAACUGUUGAUCGUGUUUUUUAGACAAAUAUGCUCAAACAAACUGGAUGACCAAAGAUGGUUGUUGGAUGGUACUAUUUAUAUCCUGGAUUUGGAUGUUGGUUGUCUAGGGUUGACAUCAAUACAGGUUCUACUAUAGUCUUUUUGUUUUAAGUCUUGUUUCAGUAUAUGUUUGGAUUGGUGAUAUAUGAUGAGUAUAUGUUUGGAUUGGUGAUAUGUGAUGGAGUGAAAUAGAGUGGAGUGACCGGUAAUCAUAUUCUAUUGUUUAGAAUUUUUAAAUAAUAGAUGAAGCGGGAUUAAGCAUGAUGAAAUCCACCCCACCCAAUUCUUCUAUUUUCAUUUUGUUCAGUUUGGGUUGUAUGCAAUUGAAUGAACUAUAUACUUAUGUUUCAUUCCAUGAAGUUAUAAAAAAAUACCCAAACAAUAUAAUGAUAUAUUUGAUCCAUUCUGCCCUACUCUACUCAAAUCUUUUAAGUUCCAUUUUUCUCCUUUGUUCUACUCCAUCAUUCCAAACAUAGCCUAAAUUUUCCUAUAUUUGAUCCCUAUUAGUUUUGUUUUUAAAGAUUUUUGUAAUUCUUAAUAUAAAAUGUGUUUAUUAAUUUAGCAUGCAUUGAUUUACUCUUGUGCAACAAAUACACUUAUGUGAUUCCACUAAUAUUUCAUGUUUUGAUCAAUAAUCUAAUGACUCAUCACUUCGAUUGAGUUAAUAUGAUUGUAUUUUUUGAUCAACAUUGACUAAUAUUAAUUAAUGAAUUUGAAAGAUAGAACAAAUAAAUCUUCUAGUAGUCAUGUAAUUUGACACUAUUAUUUUUAACAUUUACAUUAUUCUCUAGUUUUCAAUUUAUUUGAUUUACAUGUGCGUUUUACACGUUACAAAAAGGACCCAUGCCAUCUCCCCUUCAUUUUUAUAUGAUUGACAAUUGUCUUAGUCCGUGCUUCCAUUAUCUUUCCCUAUUGAAAAAAUUCAUAACUAUUUCGAGGCCGCUACUGUAACAAGGUAAUUAUAAUACUUUUAGCGCAACCAGGUAAUUAUAACAUUUUUAUUUAUCAUUUCAAUUUGUUUUUUUAGUUUUAUUAAUUUUUUUUAUUAUUUUAAUUUUGAAAGUUUGAUGACAACAUCAUGGUCGUUUUUUUUAGUAUAUGACAAAUUUUAAUUUUUUAAAUUAUCAAUGGCGUAAGCAUGGUAUUUGUUCAGUAGAUUAUCAAGGGUCGUUUUUCUAGUAUAUGACAAAUUUUAAUUUUUGGAAUUAUCAGUGGCGCAAGCAUGGAACUUGUUCAGGAGAGCAUGAAGAUCAUGAAGAUUAUAGAAGUCCAAGCUUGCAAGUGAUGGCUGUAAAAGAAAGGUAGUCCGUGCAACAAUCUUUCAAUUAUAAGGUACACAAUUUUAUUUAUUUUAGGGAGGGAUGGGGGCAAUUAAACUUAGUUCUUUAUGUUGAGAUGUGUUAUGAGAGUAACUGAAAGAUUUGGUGAGUGGAUUUAACGGAUGCUAAAUAAAAUAUUGUUGGGUUAUCUUAGUAGGCAAUAUAUAUAAUAAGAAAAAUGGACGGGAAAAUAGGCCUACCAGUAGUACAAAUAUAUCAUUAGUUAGUUGGAAAGAAAGGACUUAUUCCCUACUCAUAAAACUAGUUUUGUUGCAUAGAGUUUGUAUAUUGAAAAAGCAUAAGUAUGUUUUUACUAAGAAUGGAGUGGAGUGGAGUGGUGCAACCAUGGUUUUAAAUUGCGGUCCGCAACCGCAAUUGCGGCCGCAAUAUUGCUGAUGCGGUAGCCUCCGCAUCCGCAUCGGGCCGCAAUUGCGGUGUGAUUUGUAAUCACACGUCCAAUAAUACUAGAAUUCGAUUCAAACACCUUAAGCCAUGUUUCUUCACAUAUUUUCAUAAUUAUUCAACAUUUGAGAACCCAUAAACUCAAUUUACAUGUGAUUUAUAACAUAAAAUAUUAACAUUAAGUGUUUUUUAAUGGUGUAUUUCAAAUAUUUCCUUAUUUAAAUUCACGCCGCAACGGCCGCAAUGCGCAUCGCAACAACCGCAUUGGCCGCAAUCGCAACACCCGCAACCGCAUCCGCGACCGCAACCGCAAUUUAAAACCAUGGGUGCAACUUAGAAAAAAGAAAGAAAAUUACUGAGGUUUUGCCGUAAACAAAUUUGCCAUAAACAAAUUUGUAAAACAGUUCCUGUUGUGUCAAUUUUGGUACAUCAAUUUCACCUAAUUGUUAAUGUUCAUAUAUUAUAUAUAUUUUUAUCAAUACUAGCUAGGGAUGUACACAUCCCAUGCCUUUAACUUCUAUAAAGUAGUUGUCACCAUAAGUUGAAUUAGGUUAGCGUACAGGAAAAGCAAACCUGUCCUCAAUUUUUUUAGCACAAUAUGUACAAACUGCUGCCUUGCCUUGGUAAUGGUUGUUUGGUUGUUGUUAGCUGUACUAACAUUUAACUCGACCAUGCACUUACAUGUUUUUAGCUUUUGCUUUGAGAUUUUUGUAUUAUCAUAUUUGACAUCUAACAUUGUUCUUAUGCAGACAAUAGAGUUAUGAAUUUGGCCAAGAGUGUGAAUUCUUUCAAACAUACUCAGUAGUGUAUAAUCUAAAAAAGUGUUACGAUAUAUAUGUAUGGCAUUCAAAUGGGAAUUUUUUUUUUGAAUAACUAUUUUUUUAAAAAAAAUUCCAAAAAUAACUAGGUUUUCAAAAAAAUUACACAAAUGUCACUUUUUUGCUAAAAACAACACGUUGUCGCCAGGGGGGUGGCGACAACAAUGGGCCAUAAGUGUACUCGCCAGUGGGCCUGGCGCCUACGUGUGUGUUUUAGGUGUUGUCGCCACCCCCCCCCCCCCCCCCGGCGACAACACCCCCCCCCUUAUUUUUUUUUCUUUUUUUUUUUGUAAUUUUUUUUCUUUAACAUAAUUUUUCUUAAAUUUUUUUAGUAUUUUUUUUUAAUAACUACAAUUUUUUAAUAUUAUUUUUUAGUAUUUUUUUUUAACAACAAUUUUUCAAUAAUUUUUUUAUAUUGUUUUUUUUAUCUAUCUUGUUAAAAUUAUUUUUGGAAGUUGGUGGUGGAUUCAUUAUUUUGAAAGUUGGACAUUCGUUAAAAUAAUUAUAUAUUAAAAUACAAUAACGAUACAUUGACGAUACAAAUACAUUAAAAUUAAAGACAUUUCAAAAUACAUUAACGAUACAAAUACAUUAUAAUUAAAAACAUUACAAAAUACAUUCACGAUACAAAUAAAAAUCUUAUUGCGUGCCACGUGGACCAUGGUACGAUCCACAUUGAGGUUGCCUAAUGGGUCGUGUAGACGGGUCACGAGUUGGUAAUGCCCCCUAUUCCUGCGACGACGCCCCCCUCUAUUUGGUUUGUCUUGUGCCAGAGUCGACGGCCCCUCAAUGAAACCUGGGUCUUCAACAUCUUGACCUAUAGAAUUCCCUCCAUAGGAUAGGCGGGUGCCCGCGGCGCUGUCGAAGCUUUGUCUAGGCGGGUUGAAAUUCCUCCUAGUGGGUGCGGCCUGGAAGUUUUGGAAGUUGGUGGUGGAUCCGGUUUGGUUAAAAUACAAUGGUUGUGGCGGUGUGUUGAGGUCAAAUUGUUGGUUGGGGUACUGUGAUGUGUGUUGGUCGAAUAUGGUGUAUUGCGGGUAUUCUUCUUCUAUGCCCAUGUCGGGGGUCAUUGGUGGUGAUCUUGAAGAGCUCCCCGCAUGGAAUUCUUUGAAAUGUGAUCUAGAAGAGCUCCCUACAUGGAAUUGUUGAUUUUGUGGUUGAGUUUGGGAUGGAAAAAACUGGUGGAGUUGUUGGGAAUGUUGUUGGUAAAAAGGUGUUUGUGGUUGCAUUGGUUGUUGGUGGUAACUUUGUUGUUGUUGUUGUUGGUGUUGUUGUGGGUAAUGUUGUUGGUGGUAAUUUGGUGGUGGUUGUUGUUGUCCUCCAAAAUAUGGAGGUUGUGCUCGCGGGUCAGCUAAAUAGAAAGGGGCAGACACAAUCAUUUCAGGAUUUGUGACCGAUCUGUACCAGUUUACAUAGUCAACAGUUGGCUUCAUUUCUCCUGGCGCCACAGGAAAUUCUAGAACCGUUUUUGAUCGACGAGCCCAUAUUUUACGCUGAUCUAUAGCAAACGACUUGUAAUUUUCAACGUACCACUGUUCGCUAACCUUCGCAAGAUGCCAACGUCCCAAACAGUCAGGCUCAGGUGGGUCAGGGAUACCUUGAUGCAUGCCGAAUUGGAGCUUGACACGGUCACUCGGGUGCAUCUCCACAGUGGUGAACCGUAUGAUGGGUGAUUUUGCUGUCCAAAUAACCGCCUCGUCAAGGUCGGGUACGUGGUCCAAUUCCAAGUAAGGACGCCAAAUAAACUGCAAAGCAAAUAAUAUUAAUUUCAAAAUAUAGAAGAUAGUUAUUUUUAAAAAUAUAUUUAGAAAAUGGACAUUUUUAGAGGUAUUACAUCUUGGGGUCCUAGUCGAUCUAAUAUUUGGCGAUAGAAAAUGAUUUUGGAAUCAGGCGUUUUGGACCAAUCCAUUCCGAGUGCAUUGAACCUAAACACAUUAAAAGAUAUAACUCAAUAUAGUUACAAAUAAUAAUAGAAUAAAAAGCAAUAAUUAAAAUAAGAUCCAAAAGUUACCUUGAAGCGUAAGGGAAGGCGUAACUGUUUGGAUUUGCAGGGGCCAAUACCGGCAUUCUCCACCAUGCCCAUGCUUGUAGCAAGAAUGCACAUCCACUAAAUGUACAACUAUCUUUUUUUGCACAUUUGCACAAGGAACUAUAUAGGUAUGCCAACACAGCCGAACCCCAACUAUAUGUCUUUAUUGCAUCAAUGUCCUCAAGUAAACACAAGUACAUAAAAUUAACACUAUUUCCCGUGCCUUCGGGAAAUAGAAACUUACCAAACAACAACAUAAUAUACAUCCUAGUUUUCUGCAGUAUAGUUUCUUCGUCAGAAAACUGAUCCAAUUGAAGCCCAGCAUAAGCUAGCUGAAGGCCAGCAAGCUUUAUACCUUGGCCCCUACCCCUUUGUUGCCCCUCACCUUCUAUUAAAUCCGCACCCAACAAUUUGACGCAUAGGGCGUUUGGUUGUUGGACAUUUCCAUACACUGCCUUUCCAUUUGUUUUGAGACCCAAUAACAUGUACACGUCCUCUAGAGUGACGGUAUAUUCACCCAUUGGAAGGUGAAAAGUAUGAGUCUCAGGCCUCCAACGCUCACACAAUGCUAAUAUAAACUUCAUAUCAACUGAGGUAUGUGUUAAGUUCAUUACCUCACCAAAUCCCGCACGUUUAACGUAGUCCACAAUCAAAGGGUCAGGAGCAUUCAUCUUACCAGCACGGGUCCUAAAUCUCGUGACAUCCUAUAAAAAAAACACCUCCCAUAAGUAUUUGAAAUUAUUAAAUUUAAGUAAAAAAAAUUAAGCGUUAACUCAAACUUACAUAAGCGGCAAUGUUUGCAAUGGUUCCUCGAUGCUCUUGACCCAUAGUUAGGAGAGACAUGUUUGUUGAUGAUGAAACACAAAGUUGCUCUGAUGAUAAGUUGCUCUGAUGAAAGUAUAAGAGGUGAUGAAGAACAUGAACAAGUUUGGGAACAUAUUUAUAGCCAAAAUGCAUAGGUUAUUACGAGAUUCCCUGCAGUGUCUUGUCCCGUCAAGUCUGUGGUGGGGACGAGAUUCCCUGCAGUGUCUUGUCCCGUCAAGUCUGUGGUGGGGACGAGAUUCCCUGCAGUGUCUUGUCCCGUCAUGUCUGUGGUGGGGACGAGAUUCCCUGCAGUGUCUUGUCCCGUCAUGUCUGUGGUGGGGACGAGAUUCCCUACAGUGUCUUGUCCCGUCAUGUCUGUGGUGGGGACGAGAUUCCCUGCAGUGUCUCGUCUUGUCAUGUUUAUUUUAAAUUAUUGCAUGCAGUGAUUUAUCAUAAUUUUUAAUUCAUUUAAAACAUAUGAUUAUAAUAUAUUUUGAGGAUUUUAUAUUAAAUUAGCGCAGAUAUAUAUAUUAUGGAAAACAUUAAUUCAUUCAUUAAUUAAAAAGGUACAUUGCCAAUAACCAACACAGAAACUAAAACAUCUAAGAAAAUAACACAUAACAACUUGUAGUACACGCUCGAUCAUUGCAACACUUAAUCUAAACUACUCGAGUAUCACUGCAAGAACAAGUGGAUCUUCAACGCCUCGGUUAACCUCUCCACUGUGUGUCCAAAACAUUAGAUCCACGUCCACAUCGUCUUUCACACGGUCCCAAUAAUACAUGUAGGUGCCUUCUGGAUUAUUAUCCGUCAACGUAAUGUAUGGACAACGGUAAUCUAUCUGUUUAACUUUUCUGGUCGGACCAUCUAGUUGACGAAACCCAGUGUUGAUGGCUCUAACAAUUCUCUGGAAAUUCCAAUGGGGGUUAAGGCAGACACGCAUGUGACUACCUUCCUAAAAAAAACGACAGCCCAAACUGAGUUCAUUUUUAGUGUUUGCAGUAAGAAUGAAGAAAGAGUUGGUACUUCAACUCCACACACACACCUUUAUUUAUAGUGGGUGAAAUACCGCGGAAAAUAAUUUUGCUAAUUAUUAAUAACUUAAAUACUAAUUGGAAACUUUGUAAUGUUAAAAAAACAUUUCAUUAAUAUAUGCUCAGAGCAUUUAAUUGGACGGUACAGAAGUAGCUGAAAUGAUAAAGAAACUGCAACAUCUAGGAUAUUACAACGGUUAGGACAAUGUCUUCUCUGUCCUCCAUCAUUCGAGUGCAUUGAAUGUCGUCCUCCAUUGUCUCCCACCAACGCUGUCUUUCAAGAAAAACACCUCCCCUUGUUCUAAGUCUCUUGAUAGAUCUGAUUUGUUCGCCUUGACUCCACUUUCCCUCCAAAAGCCUGAGAAGGGUUCUCUUAAGCUGGUCCAUGGAUUGAAUGUUCCAAAACAUUACCUGCAUGGGAGGUUUGACGGCAGAGAAAAUAACGUAUCCGUUCCUUCGAACAAUGGGAGGUUGAUAGUCCAAACGCCUUACAGGUGGUGGGGGCUCAGUAGUCCGGUGCGUGCUAUCUGGCCUUAUUCGAGAUUUCAUUUUUUCGUGUGUGUACUGAUGCACACAAGAAACCCUAAUUUAUAGAGGGACAACUAGGGUUUCAUUUACAAGGGAAAAACAUAAACAAUAAUUUUGAAGAAUAAAAAUUAGGGCCCCACAUGGUCCCCAUCUGUUUUCUGUCCCUAGCAUGCGCCUGUAAUGAUUCCUGAUAGAUUCCUGCAACGAUUCCCCCUAUCUUCAUGCAUGCAGCCCUAUCUUUUGUGGCAUGCAUUAGUCAUGUCAAAGUUACUAUCUUGUGCAGAAUUAUUGCUUCAUUUCUUGCAUGCAUUACCCUUGUGUAAGAGGUGGGGACGAGAUUCUUUUGUGGCAUGCAUUAGUCAUGUCAAAGUUACUAUCUUGUGCAGAAUUAUUGCUUCAUUUCUUGCAUGCAUUACCCUUGUGUAAGAGGUGGGGACGAGAUUCUUUUGUGGCAUGCAUUAGUCAUGUCAAAGUUACUAUCUUGUGCAGAAUUAUUGCUUCAUUUCUUGCAUGCAUUACCCUUGUGUAAGAUUUCUUGCAUGAUAUAUAGGUACUACUUCACAUACUAUUUUUUACAACCAUCACAAUUCUCCCAAACAUUUCUUCCUUUUACAACACAAUUCUCACAUUUCUUCUUUCACAAACACAUAUCAAAAUUAUGGCAUCCACCUCGCAGUUCAAAGUUCGUGUUCAUAUGAAUGGUGAGACAUACCACUGCGACACAAACGGUUUUCUAUUUAGAAACACAAACUCAACACGUUUUGCUCUAAAUAGACAAUCAGAUUUCUCUUAUCUAAAAAGGAAAAUCGAAUCCAAAAUAAGAGAACAAGUGUCUCAAAUUUUUUACCGACAACCCCUUCUUCAACCUAACAACUCAGUCAUAUUUUGUCAAUCACAGAUAACAACUGACUUAGAGGUUCAAAACAUGUUCCUCACCCAUGAGUAUUUUGGUUAUGAUUAUCUGGAACUGUACAUAGUGGUUGAACAAAAUGCUCCUUCGCAAAAUAUUCAGUCACAAGAUAUUGAUCCUGUUGUUGAUGACGAACAACAACCCGAACAUGUCAUUGACGAAGAAACUGAUAUAGAAGAUGUUGUUGAUGAGUUGGUGAAUCGUGAAUCCGAAGAUGAAGGUGACGAAGAAGUUCCAGUAACGGAUCGAGUUCCGGAUACACAUGCAUAUUCACCUCCGGCACAUUUCACAACGCUUAAUUUAGGAGAGGACGAGCCAUCGUCCGAUAUGUUCUACAAUCCAUAUAUGAGGUCAAGCGAGGAGUUAAAAGAGGGUGACACGUUUUGUUCGAAGGAUGAUUGUCUGUUGGCUAUAAAAAAUUGGCACUUAUCAAAUUGUGUUGACUUUAAAGCCGAUCGAUCAAAUCCAGAGAGAGUCACUAUUGCAUGCAAAAACCCGGAAUGUGGAUACAUGCUGAAGGCAUCAUUCAGAAAGAAGUUUAACGCGUGGGUGAUACGUUCGAUAUCUCAAGCCCACACCUGCGUCACCACUAACAUGGCGCAAGAUCAUCGAAAACUCAGUCAUGACAUGAUAUGUCAUACCAUCAUUCCUCUGGUCGAAACUGACCCAUCCCUGAAGGUGAAGACAAUUAAUUCUCAUUGCGUUUCUGUGUUCAAAUACAGACCUUCGUACAGAAAGGCUUGGUUAGCGAAACAGAAAGCAAUUGAAAAAGUCUACGGCAACUGGGAGGAAUCGUACCAACAACUUCCUCGAUACCUGGCUGCACUGCAAUUAUAUUCACCUGGGACUGUUAGUAUAUUGGAGACACUGCCGGCACAGUCCCAGGACGGAACCCCUCUCGAAGAUAAUGGAAUCUUCCAUAGACUAUUCUGGGCGUUUCGACCAUGCAUCGUCGGUUUUGGUUUUUGCAAGCCGAUUAUUCAAAUUGAUGGAACGUGGCUGUAUGGGAAAUACAAGGGAACUUUGUUGAUGGCGGUCGCGCAGGAUGGAAAUAGCAACAUUUUUCCAAUAGCCUUUGCUUUGGUAGAAGGAGAAACAGCUACUGCUUGGGGUUUCUUUCUGAAGAAUCUUCGAGCUAGAGUCGCUCCACAACCUAAUCUUUGUUUGAUUUCUGACAGGCACGCUUCUAUUGACAGCGCAUACAACAAUCCGGCAAAUGGUUGGCACAACCCUCCGUCUAAGCAUGUCUACUGUAUUAGCCAUAUAGCACAGAAUUUUAUGAGAGAGAUCAAGGAUAAAUUUUUGAAGAACCACUUGGUGAACGCGGGGUAUGCCUUAAACCAACCUGGAUUUCAAUACUACCGCCGAGAAAUAGCGUUGACAAAUCCAGAUGCAGGGAGGUGGAUUGACAGCAUUGAUAGAGCAAGAUGGACUAGGUCAUACGACGAUGGGGCUAGGUGGGGCCACAUGACUACAAAUCUUGUGGAAUCAAUGAACGGGGUUUUCAAAGGCAUACGAAACCUACCUGUAACUGCCAUUGUUAGUGCUACGUAUUUUCGGAUGGCAACUUUGUUCGCCACACGAGGUAAUAGGUGGAAUUCAGUGUUACAAACACAACAGGUAUAUAGCGAUGUCUGCAUGAAAUAUAUACAACAGGAAUCUGCCAAGGGUAACACUCAUCGAGUGACCGAGUUCGACCGUCAUGGCCACACCUUCAGUGUCAAAGAAACAAUUGACCAUAACCAGGGGCUUCCACGACAAGAGUAUCGCGUCAAUAUCCCAGGUCGUUGGUGCGACUGUGGCCAAUUUCAAGCAUAUCGCAUGCCUUGCUCCGAUGUCCUUGCAGCAUGUUCACACACUCACUUUGAUGCAUUAUCUUUGGUAUCAGAAAUUUAUAAAGUAUCAACGUUUCUCAACGUAUACGACAACUACUUUCCGGUGGUAGCAAUGGAGGCAUAUUGGCCUGUGUACAAGGGGAAAACAGUUUGGCAUAACGAUUUAAUGCGUCGGAAUAAAAGCGGUCGACCAAACAGCAGGCGUAUUAGAACCGAGAUGGACGUAACUGAAAAAAUGCAGAGGAAGUGUAGUAUAUGUCGUGAGGUAGGACAUAAUAGGACCAAAUGUCCCAAUCGUGGAUCUAGUUCCACAACAUAGUUAUU